Messenger RNA from Racocetra persica, 158 nucleotides. The record is from the annotation of a GenBank genome assembly. NCBI's taxonomy places the organism in Eukaryota, Fungi, Glomeromycota, Glomeromycetes, Diversisporales, Gigasporaceae.
GUUAAAAAAACUUAUUGACAAUAGAAUUGAAACAGUUAAAUUAGUUCAUGUCAGAGGUCAUUUAGGAAAUUAUGGAAAUGAACAAGCUAAUAGAUUAGCCAAACAUGGUUCAUUGAGAGAAGCAGUUACAGAAAUCUUCAAAUUAGAAAAUAAUAUUU